Mugil cephalus (flathead mullet) is the source of this 2707-nucleotide messenger RNA. RefSeq names its product annexin A4-like. The coding region runs from base 212 to 1702 and encodes 496 amino acids. Lineage: Eukaryota; Metazoa; Chordata; Actinopteri; Mugiliformes; Mugilidae. The transcript has 15 exons. Gene Ontology annotation, molecular function: calcium ion binding; calcium-dependent phospholipid binding. The record is from RefSeq and is a predicted model, not a curated record. Gene Ontology annotation, biological process: cytokinetic process; phagocytosis. Gene Ontology annotation, cellular component: cytoplasm.
GGUGGGAAUGUCACAUCACAUCACAGCCCCGUGAGUCAACAUCAGCACUAUCCCAAUGGGUUGUAUUCGCUUUUAAUGACGGGCCAAAGGUUUAUGCUGCAGGACGGAAACAAUGUCGAGAGUGAGGACCCACCCACCUACCCGGAGAAGAGGCUGCCCAUUCCGCUAGGCUCUUCCUGGAUCUAGCGCCUGCAUCUGUUGAGUUUUGGAUAUGAGCUACCCAGGUUACCCUCCUCAGUCCGGUGGAUACCCACCCCAGGCCGGUGGCUACCCUCCCCAGGCCGGUGGAUAUCCACCCCAAGCUGGCGGAUACCCGCCCCAGGCAGGUGGCUACCCACCAGCGGCAGGAGGCUACCCGCCACAAGCAGGCGGAUACCCGCCUCAGUCCGGAGGAUACCCUCCCCAGGGUGGUGGCUACCCUCCCCAGGCCGGUGGCUACCCUCCCCAGGCCGGUGGCUACCCUGCCCAGGCCGGUGGCUACCCUGCACCGGCUGGAGGCUUCCCUCCUCAAGCAGGCGGAUACCAACAGCCUGCACCAGGAGGCUACCCCUCGAUGCCUCCAGCAGCUGGAGGUUGGGGUGCAGCACCUGGUGGCUAUGGAGCGCCAGGAGGAGCUCAGCAGGGAUACCCUGGGGGCCCCGCUCCAGGCCAACCCAUGCCAAAUUACCCCGCAGCCCCUACUAACCCCUCUGGGCCUGGAUAUGGAAGUGGAGUUCCAUCCAACCCUCAGGCGCCUGCUAUUCAUAAAGGAUUCAGGGGUUCUAUCAAAGAUUUCCCAGGGGCCGAUCCACUGAGGGAUGUGGAAGUUCUUCGGAAGGCCAUGAAGGGUUUUGGCACUGAUGAAAAUGCCAUCAUUGAACUUCUGGGGAAUCGUUCUAACAAACAGAGGGUUCCAAUGGUGGCAGCCUACAAAACUACUUAUGGGAAGGAUUUGUUCCACGAUCUGAAGUCUGAGCUCACCGGAAACUUUGAGAAACUGGUUCUUGCCAUGCUCCUGAAACCAUCGCACUUUGAUGCUGCUGAAUGUAGAGACGCUAUAAAGGGUGCAGGGACGGAUGAAGCUUGUCUGAUUGAGAUUUUGUCCUCACGCUCCAAUGAGGAGAUUCGGGAAAUCAACAUAAUCUACAAAAAUGAGUACGGGAAGAACCUGGAGGACGCCAUCAGCAGCGACACCUCUGGUCACUUCCGUAGACUCCUGAUCUCUCUCUGUCAGGGAAACCGUGAUGAGAGAGAGACCGUUGACAUCUCCAUGGCCAAACAGGAUGCUCAGAAACUUUACGCUGCCGGGGAAAAUAAAGUGGGAACUGACGAGUCUCAGUUUAAUGCCAUCCUCUGUGCUCGCAGCAAGCCACACCUUAGGGCAGUGUUCCAGGAGUACCAGCAGAUGUGUGGGAGGGACAUCGAGAAGAGCAUCUGCAGGGAAAUGUCUGGAAACGUUGAGUCUGGCAUGGUGGCCGUGGUGAAAUGCAUCAAGAACACCCCAGCCUACUUUGCAGAGAGGCUCCACAAAGCCAUGAAGGGAGCCGGGACCAAGGACACCACCCUCAUCCGCAUCAUGGUGUCCCGCUCUGAGGUAGACAUGUUGGACAUCAGACAGGAGUACCUGAAGGCCUACGGGAAAUCACUGUACACCGACAUCUCAGGUGACACCUCCGGGGAUUACAAGAAGCUGCUACUGAAGCUGUGCGGAGGCAGUGACUAAAAUCUAAGAAGGACAACACCUCACAAAGGACAUUAUAAACGUCCACACUGAAACAAUGCUAUAGGACCUUAUAUCACCUCUGAUGCAUGCGAUUAGUGUCAAAGACCAUAGUCAAUCAUAUUAAUUUUGUACUCUCUUCAGUGACAUAAUUUUUGCUACUGUGAUAGAUGUAUUAGACAUAGUCGAUGAGUGUCAAAUCAGAUUACAAUAUAAGCAGGAGAUACCACUAUUCUCUUUGGGUAACACUCCGUAUAUAUGGAACUAUAUUGUAACUGUAAUAACUUUAGAGUAACUACAAUAUUUUAAUAUAACAGUACAAACCUAAAAGCUAAAUAAAACUUUAAUUUGGGGAAAUAUUUUUUGUCACAUUUAAAAAAAGAAAGAAAAUAAGACGCACGUACGCACAAGGGCUUAUUUAGAGCGUUGCUUUCAGUGUCAUUUCAAUUAUGCGUAUUUACAAAGAUCUGUGGAUCUGUUCUAAUACAUAUUAUCGCUUGAUGAUUUUCUUUUUUUUUUUUUUUUAAAAAUGCCCAUGUUUACUUUCGAAAGUAGUGAAGUAAACAUAACUUUAAAGAAUCUGUGUGAAGUAGAAUUAUACCCUGCUUGCAAGUCUAUGCAAAUUGACAUAUAGCCAAAGACAAAAAAGUGUUGUGCCUUUUUUUUUUUUUUUUUUUUAAGAGCUGCUGUGUAAACACAUGGGCAUGGUUGACGCUUCGUGGUGGUGUAAUCUUGAAAAUCGUCCCUAAAGAAAUGUAACCUCAACAUUGUUGUAUUUUGUUUACAUCAUGUUUCAUAGUGUUGCUAUGUUCUUUCGCCAGCAGAGGGCUCUGAAGUGUCAAUUCUUACUUUCUUGAAUUACUUUGCUUGCUGAUUAACUAACUGCACUAACAAUGUUGCCAUCGUCUUUGUAACAAAAUAAUGAUCUAAAUGUAUUGCAGGCCAAUUUAAAAAAAAAAAAUAAUAAUAAUAUCAACUUUUCAUUUCAAUAAAAGACAUGUGAGCAUA